AUGCACGUAAAAGACAGUGCAUGGCGGCGCGUAGUGGAACAUUUCAACAACAAGUCAAUUCCAAAUAUUCAAGCCGCUAAAACGGAAUGGAAAAAACUUCGUGACAACCACCGAGAUGCACUAAAGCGAGCUAAAUUGGGCAAGAAUAAAUUACUGCCUGCACAAAUCACAACUUGGAAAUAUGCUAAGGCAAUGCAAUUUCUUGAACCGCAUAUGAAAUACAGAAUAACAGAGAACAUAGAAAUAGACGUGCCUACUUGUAGCCCUAAGGAUUCCGAAGAGGAUAAUUCGGCAUCAGAUACUGCCGAAAAUAUAAAUACGUGGGGCCAUGUUAAUAAACGACAAUGUAUAGAAAAAGUUAAUGAUUCUCAGCAAGAAACAGAUGCAUUAGAGUCAUUUUUCAAUUGCAUCUUAAAAAGUACUAAAACUAUGCCCUACUGGAUGCAAACACAAGUGAAGAAAAAAAUAUUUGCAGUUAUAAUUGAAGCAGAGGAAAUGCUUGCAAAUCAAAAUUAUAAGAACACGGUAAACGACAAUGUCAAAAUUUUAAAAGAUCAGUUCAAAAGUGACCAUAUUCCUGAGACUAAAAUAAAAAUGGAAAUCUUCACUGAAGACAACCCCGACUACGAGUAG
Parnassius apollo (apollo) is the source of this 633-nucleotide messenger RNA. The record is from the annotation of a GenBank genome assembly. Lineage: Eukaryota; Metazoa; Arthropoda; Insecta; Lepidoptera; Papilionidae.